UUCCGGUCGCCAUUUUGCCGGUGUUUUAACAGUUUGGUGAGAAUCUGCAUGGAAUAACUAGCCGCUGGGUGGACGGACACCGGUGGCAAGAUGUCCAAGCGACAUCGUUUAGAGUCGGGCGAUGACUAUUCGUCGAGUAAAAAGAAACCCUGUGAUGGGCGCGACCGCGGCAGAGACCGAGACCGCGAUGAACAGUCGAGGGAUCGAGAUCGAGAGGGCGACAGGGGGCGAGACGCGAAGUCAUCCGGGUUGCCCAGCAUCCCAGCUGCCGGCGGCGGCUUCCCUAAGCCAACCCCUUUUCAGCAGCAGAUCAACCCCUUCACCAACCUGCCCCACACACCACGCUACUAUGAGAUCCUGAAGAAGCGGCUGCAGCUGCCUGUCUGGGAGUACAGAGAGAGCUUCACCAGCAUCCUGAUGCGUAACCAGUCUUUUGUGCUGGUGGGAGAGACGGGCUCGGGAAAGACCACACAGAUCCCUCAGUGGUGCGUGGACAUGGUGCGGUCAAUGCCGGGACCAAAGAGGGCAGUGGCCUGCACCCAGCCCAGGAGGGUGGCGGCCAUGAGCGUUGCCCAGAGGGUGGCUGAUGAGAUGGAUAUCAUGCUGGGCCAAGAGGUGGGCUACUCCAUCAGGUUCGAGGACUGCAGCUCUGCCAAGACGGUGCUCAAGUACAUGACAGAUGGAAUGUUGCUGCGGGAGGCCAUGAACGAUCCACUGCUGGAGCGUUAUGGUGUCAUCAUCCUGGACGAGGCACACGAACGCACAUUAGCUACAGAUAUCCUCAUGGGGGUCCUCAAGGAGGUGGCCCGCUCGAGGUCUGACCUUAAGGUCAUCAUCAUGAGCGCGACACUCGACGCCGGAAAGUUCCAGGUGUACUUUGACCACUGCCCGCUGCUGACCAUCCCUGGACGCACACACCCUGUGGAGAUUUUCUACACACCGGAACCGGAGCGUGACUACCUGGAGGCGGCCAUCCGCACCGUGAUCCAGAUCCACAUGUGUGAAGUGGACGAAGGGGACGUUCUGCUCUUCCUCACUGGACAGGAGGAAAUUGACGAAGCCUGCAAACGAAUCAAGAGGGAGGUCGACGACCUGGGGCCCGAAGUCGGCGAUAUCAAAAUCAUCCCGCUGUACUCCACUUUGCCUCCGCAGCAGCAGCAGAGGAUCUUUGAGCCACCCCCACCCAAUAAACCAAAUGGUGCCAUCGGAAGGAAGGUUGUCGUGUCAACAAACAUCGCCGAGACGUCUCUGACCAUCGACGGCGUGGUGUUUGUAAUUGAUCCCGGAUUUGCCAAGCAAAAGGUUUAUAACCCUCGCAUCAGAGUGGAAUCCCUUUUGGUUACAGCCAUCAGCAAGGCCUCAGCUCAGCAGAGGGCAGGUCGUGCUGGACGGACAUGCCCAGGAAAGUGUUUCCGCCUUUACACAGAGAAAGCUUACAAGACAGAAAUGCAGGACAACACGUAUCCAGAGAUUCUGAGGUCUAAUCUGGGCUCUGUGGUGCUGCAGCUGAAGAAACUGGGUAUUGAUGACCUGGUGCACUUUGACUUCAUGGAUCCACCAGCCCCAGAGACCCUGAUGCGAGCCCUGGAGUUGCUGAACUGCCUGGCAGCGCUCAAUGACGACGGUGACCUGACGGAACUGGGCUCCAUGAUGGCAGAGUUCCCCCUGGACCCCCAGCUGGCCAAGAUGGUCAUCGCCAGCUGUGAAUUCAACUGUUCAAACGAGGUCCUCUCCAUCACUGCCAUGUUGUCAGUCCCACAGUGCUUCGUCCGACCCACGGAGGCUAAGAAGGUGGCUGACGAGUCCAAGAUGCGCUUUGCCCACAUCGAUGGAGACCACAUGACGCUGCUCAACGUCUACCACGCCUUCAAACAAAACCACGGGGCUACUCAGUGGUGCUAUGACAAUUUCGUCAACUACCGCUCGCUGAUGUCGGCAGACAAUGUACGGCAGCAGUUGUCCAGGAUCAUGGACCGCUUCAGCCUGCCGAGGCGGAGCACUGAGUUUAACAGCAGAGACUACUACACCAACAUCCGGCGAGCGCUGGUCACUGGCUUCUUCAUGCAGAUCGCCCACCUGGAGCGCACCGGCCAUUAUCUGACAGUGAAGGACAACCAAGUCGUUCAGCUGCACCCCUCCACCGUGCUGGACCACAAGCCGGAGUGGGUGCUUUACAACGAGUUCGUGCUCACCACCAAGAAUUACAUCCGCACGUGCACUGACAUCAAACCAGAGUGGCUGAUGAAAAUUGCCCCGCAGUACUACGAGAUGAGUAACUUCCCCCAGUGUGAAGCAAAGAGACAGUUGGAGCGUAUCAUUACAAAACUCUCAUCCAAGGAAUACACUCAGUACUAAGAAGGCUUGCAUGUGCCGGCAUCCUCAGUAUCUGUAUAAAGGAAAGUCUGAACUCAUUUGAAUGCCGCCGCCACCCUCCACCCCCCUCCAACAACCUAAUUUUGAAUUCUAUUUUUGUCUCACUGUGUUUAAUGUAUUUUCAUGAUUGAUGAAUUGUGUCCCAUUACCUUUGAGAGCCACCUUGUAUCAUAUUUUGUUAAACACUUUCUGAAAUGGUCUGUAAAUGAUUGGUUAUCAGGAAUUUAUGUUUUUGUUUUUCUGUUUAAAGCAGGAUAUUUCAUGUAAAUUUCCACAUUCCUCUUAAAGACAUACAUACUUAGUCACAGCUUGGGACUCUCGAAGUUGUUUUGCUUCUUCUGCCGAAAUGGCAUCAGCCCAUGGAUGGAAGCUUUUGAACAAAUGUAAUUUAUACUGCAUUUUGAUGCAGGCUUAUUGUAUUGUUCUCUUGUAAUGGUGAUACUAAGAGGGGCACUCUAGUCACAUUUCCUGCCGCUGUUCAGCUUAAUAAAAAAUAACUUUUUAAUAAAA
Micropterus salmoides (largemouth bass) is the source of this 2883-nucleotide messenger RNA. RefSeq names its product DEAH (Asp-Glu-Ala-His) box helicase 15 (gene dhx15). The transcript has 14 exons. NCBI's taxonomy places the organism in Eukaryota, Metazoa, Chordata, Actinopteri, Centrarchiformes, Centrarchidae. Bases 91 to 2355 code for a protein of 754 amino acids. Gene Ontology annotation, cellular component: intracellular anatomical structure; spliceosomal complex. The record is from RefSeq and is a predicted model, not a curated record. Gene Ontology annotation, molecular function: RNA binding; RNA helicase activity; ATP binding.